Messenger RNA from Rangifer tarandus platyrhynchus (Svalbard reindeer), 459 nucleotides. Lineage: Eukaryota; Metazoa; Chordata; Mammalia; Artiodactyla; Cervidae. The record is from the annotation of a GenBank genome assembly.
AUGGCGGAUUCCGAGCGCCUCUCAGCCCCCGGCUGCUGGGCCGCCUGCACCAGCUUCUCGCGCACCCGAAAGGGAUUUCUUCUGUUUGCUGAGAUUAUACUAUGCCUGGUGAUUCUGAUCUGCUUUAGCACCUCGACAUCAGGGUACUCUUUCUUGUCGGUGAUAGAGAUGAUCUUUGCUGCCGUCUUCUUUGUUGUCUACAUGUGUGACCUGCACACCAAGAUACAGAUCAUCAACUGGCCUUGGAGUGAUUUCUUCCGAACCCUUGUAGCGGUCAUUCUCUACCUGAUCACCUCCAUUGUGGUGCUCGUUGAGAGAGGAAACAACUCCAAAAUCGCUGCAGGGGUACUGGGCCUAUGCGCUGCAGGCCUCUUUGGCUAUGAUGCCUACAUUACCUUCCCCUUGCGGCAGCAGAGACAUACAGCAGCCCCUACUGACCCUGCAGAUGGCCCGGUGUAG